Molecule: messenger RNA, 1092 nt
Organism: Microthlaspi erraticum
Lineage: Eukaryota; Viridiplantae; Streptophyta; Magnoliopsida; Brassicales; Brassicaceae
Source: the annotation of a GenBank genome assembly
AUGGGGCAUGAAGAAACAGAUUCUGGUGGAGGCAAAGAAUCAACUGAAAAAGAAGAUUUCAACAACUUAAUCCAGUUUCCAGAGGUGCAAGUUGUUGAGGUUCUCUUGGAGAUUGUUGGGGUAAGAAACGUACCAGAUGGUCAUAAGGGAAAGCUCUCGGUCGUGUUCAGUAAAACCCGACCCGAUUCUCUCUUCGAUGCCGAGCCUAGACUGUCGAUUUUAUCCGAGGCUGGGGAGAAGCAAGCUGCUUGCUUUCAGUGUGAAGCUAGAGGAGAGCUUCGUUUCCAGCUUCUCUCAUCUUCACCUUCUAAGUUACAAGUUUGGAGAGCGCCUAAAAGCUUAGGCUCUGCUUCUUUUUCAGUAGAGGAGUUUCUGUCUCCGGUUGUUACUCAACUCUCUGUUGAGAAGUGGUUGGAGUUGACACCUGGCAAAGCAGAUGCUAAACCUAUAAGCAUCCGAGUCUCUCUCUCGUUUACUCCACCGACACGGUUCCCAUCUGUUUUACACAUGGUUGAGCCGAAACCCUCGUGGAUAGGCUCUUGCUUUGUCAGAAAGUCUCGUCAUGCUAAGAGGUGGACAAGUGUUGUUGCUGGAAACGAGACAGAGCUUCUCACACUCCAAAUGAGCUCUAGUGAUGGAGCAGCACUCAAAGUGAUUGGUGGGACAGACUCUGGUGAAACUCGCGUGCUCGCAGAGUGUAAUGGCACUUUCUGGUCUCUGUUGGAGUCGAAAUGGUCACUUAAGCUAACGAAUGCAGAUAAACCGGUCUUGGAGCUUUCUGGUCCUCGAGUGGUGAAAGUUUUCUCAGGGAGGAAGCUGGAUUAUGAGCACAAACACUGUGGAGACUGUGGAGAGCGUAGAAGUGAUAAAGAUUUCAUGACCCUUGUGGAGUUCUCUAAGCAACAUCCAUAUGGAAAAGCUGUUGGAUUGUUGGAUAUGAGAUUUGGUUCCUUUGAGGCCAAGGAGAAUUGGUUGGUUUUACCAGGAAUCCUAUCUGCUUUCAUACUCACUACUGUUUUGAAGAAAGAAAGGAGGAUUCCACGAAAAAGAAUGCUUUUGCCGUCACCAAAAGAAGUCAUGAUUGUGGCUUAA